AUGCUCUCGUCAAUCCACAUUGUUCCAGACAAUUGGACAUCGCCGAAUUGUUUGGGCGUAAUAGGGUUUACAGUUCAAUUCGUUACCGAAGAUCAUGCCAUCAUGGAGUUCAUACGAGAAUAUGGAAUAGCGACAAAAGUUGGAUACUUUAUGAUGGAUAAUGCCACCAACAUGAAUACCAUGAUCGACAAAGUCUCCGACGACUUGGAGCACGAGUUCGAAGUUUUCUACGAUCCUCUUCCUCACCGACUUCGCUGUUUCGGCCACAUCAUUAACCUGGCCGUGAUGGAGUUCCUCAUAGGAAAGCGACCACCCACAGCAGAUUCCUACCACGGACCGUCCGACGACGAAGUUAAGCAAUGGAGAAAGCGAGGGCGAUAG
Molecule: messenger RNA, 381 nt
Organism: Hirsutella rhossiliensis
Lineage: Eukaryota; Fungi; Ascomycota; Sordariomycetes; Hypocreales; Ophiocordycipitaceae
Product: Ribonuclease H-like protein
Exons: 2
Coding region: 1-381 (126 amino acids)
Source: RefSeq, a predicted model, not a curated record